UAUCAACCCUUACCUCUAUGGCUCUAUCCCACCUCUUCUUCCUCGGACAACAACACCUGCUCUCACCUCCCGCCAUCAUGUUUUCCGGCAACCGCUCCAGCCGAUACAUCUGACCACCACAUUUUUCGGCAAUCUCUCCGACCACCACGUUUUCUGGUCACCACCUCCUCCAACAAUUGCUCCGGCUACCGUAUCCACCACCUCUUCUAGUAACCGCUCUGAUUACUACUUUCGGUCACCACCUUCUCCGGUCGCCGGCCAUCACUAUCCCCAAUCACCAUAUCAUCAACAAUAAAAUGGUAAUUCUCUUUAUCCGGCCCUCAUCUUAUUUUCCUAAUUUUUUUAUAAUAAUGUACUAUAUUCUCAAUUAAAUUUUGAAUUUGGUUAUUGGACAAAAUGGUGCUAAUGUAAAACAAAGUUUUUUUUGGUUAAAUAAAACUUAAACCAAAAUUUGGUUUAACCUCUCUCACUAAUGCCCAAAUCUCCUCCGCCAUGGCUGAGAACUUCUGAGGAAAGAUGAGCUAAAAGACCACAGCCAUGGCUACGACUUCACCCAACAAACUCUCACUCUUCCCUCUACUCUCCCUUCUCUGUUUUAUCUCCAUUUUCUUCCUCCUCUCUCUUUCCCGUCGCGCUUCUCUCUCCUCUCCCAACACUCACCGCUCCGCCGCCGUCAUCACCCCAAGAUCCGACGACGCUUCCCGCACUGCUGUCUCCUCCACUUGCGACUUCUCCGACGGCUCAUGGAUCUACGAUUCCAACUUCAGAUCCGCUAGGUACGAUAGUAGUUGUAAAGAGAUCUUCAAAGGAUGGAACUGCGUUCGGAACAACAAAACCAAUGGCCUUGAGAUCUCUAAGUGGCGUUGGAAGCCUAAGGACUGUGAUCUUCCUUCGUUUGAUCCACUCGAGUUUCUUGAGACUCAUCGAAAUACCAACAUUGGAUUUGUGGGUGAUUCCUUGAAUAGGAACAUGUUUGUAUCACUAUUUUGUAUGUUAAAGAGUGUGAAGGGUGAACUGAAGAAGUGGCGACCAGUGGGUGCAGAUCGUGGAUUCACAUUUUUGCAGUAUAAUCUGACCAUUGCGUAUCAUCGAACAAAUCUCUUGGCACGUUAUGGUAGGUGGCCAGCUAAUGCUAAUGGUGGUGAGCUAGAAUCACUUGGAUUUAAAGAGGGGUAUAGAAUUGAUGUUGAUAUUCCAGACAGCUCAUGGGUAAAGGCUUCAAGCUUCCAUGACAUUCUCAUUUUGAACACUGGGCACUGGUGGUGGGCGCCAUCAAAAUUUGAUCCUUCAAAAUCUCCUAUGCUUUUCUUUGAAGGCGGCCGGCCAAUACUCCCACCUAUAAAUCCUUCUGCUGGCCUGGAUAGGGUUCUAAACCAUAUGGUAAAUUUUGUGGAGAAAACAAAGCGACCUGGAGGAAUCAUAUUCUUCCGGACACAAUCACCUAGGCACUUUGAAGGAGGUGACUGGGACCAAGGUGGUACUUGUCAACGACUGCAACCUUUGUCACCUGGAAAAGUUGAAGAAUUGUUCUCGGUGAGAAACAACGGGACAAAUGUAGAGGUUCGUCUGGUGAAUCAACACCUCCAUAACUCCCUUGAGAGUAGAAGCAGCUUCCACGUUUUGGACAUAACUCGAAUGAGUGAGUACAGAGCCGAUGCUCAUCCGGCAGCAGCUGGUGGUAAGAAUCACGAUGAUUGCAUGCAUUGGUGCCUUCCGGGCAUCACCGACACUUGGAAUGAUUUAUUCGUCGCAACUCUCCAUGGGAUCAAAGCUUAGUAAUCAAAAUAACAUGCUUUGAUUUGUUGGGUCUAGCGUCAUUGUCAUACUCAUGUAAAUUUUGAUGUUGUCUUCUGCAUUUUUUUUUGUAUUUUUUUGGCCUACAGUUAACAAAAAAUUUAUGGGCUCAAAAAAGUUUCUUAGGUUUGUAAUAAACAUGAUCAUAUCAUGUUGCAUCUCACUGUUACAGAGAAAUUGCAACUCAAUUAGAAAUCCAAAUCACAAGCA
This is a messenger RNA of Camelina sativa (false flax), 2004 nucleotides long. Its product is annotated as protein trichome birefringence-like 13. Gene Ontology annotation, molecular function: O-acetyltransferase activity. The record is from RefSeq and is a predicted model, not a curated record. NCBI's taxonomy places the organism in Eukaryota, Viridiplantae, Streptophyta, Magnoliopsida, Brassicales, Brassicaceae. Gene Ontology annotation, cellular component: Golgi apparatus.